AUGGUUUCUAUUCCUCACGACAUGCAGACCCAGGCUGACAACCAACGCAAUGGCGUGCAACCUGACCUUGAUAUCACUACGAGUGGCUCUGCAACUCCAACGGAGACUACAGUAGCAUCUGAAGCUACUUCCGUCACUGAAUCAGGAAACGAAAUUGAUGGACAUGCACUUGCUUUAGAUAUGCAACAACGCUGUCGGCUUUUACUCGAUGAAUUAGAGCAAUUUCAGGCCUUUUUGAAGGAGGAAGGCAAAGAGCACUCUGCGGAACUAAGGGCUUUGAAGACCGAAGUUCAGUCCGAGAUGAAAGUCCUAGACAAGAUUGCAAAAGUCCCUUCCAAUCCCAGAAGUAUACAGUCCUUACACUCCUCGAAUCUCUCGUUCUUCACGGCCGUUUGGGAUACCGCGAAAAAAUGUUCCGGGAUUUUGGCGCUGAGACGUUAUUUUUACUGGCAUGGCCGAAAACCUCAUAUCAAUGGCAGGGCUUCAACAUCCGCAUUAGAUCGCAAAAAACGUAGUGCAGUGGUUGAUAUUGUUUGCCAAGAUGGCUUGGAAUUCGUCAAAGUGUCUACAAUUCUUGAGAAAAGGAUCAUUUGGGAUCUAGCAAAGGCUGGCUGGGUGGGGAGCGACUCGAGCGAGGAAAUGGAGCAAAGCGAUGACGACGACGGGCCCGAAGGUAUUUUAAAGCAAGCUGAAGGUCUAUUGAAAGCUUCCCGAGAAACAAGAGUCAGAUACCGCCAUCCCAUAGUUCGUCUGGUUUUCACAAGAAUAUCACGUACACCCCAGUCCAAAGAGGUUGCCCGAAUCCUCCAGCAAAUAAGGAAUAUGGGUAUCAUUGUGCAGACCUCAGAAGAUAUACUUGACUCUCCUCCAGUGGCAGAUGUUCUUGAUCGUCUGGCUCCAGGGAGUUGCUAUUCUCUAACCAAUGUUCUAAAUCUGGAUUGCACUGUUCUACUCGCCUUUGUCAGUGACCUGUCUCAUGGACAAGUUGAGCCACAAGAUUGGCACAACGAAAUGAUAUCGACACAGAGAGCCAUGGAAGCCAAAAAGCCACUUCUUCCGAACAAAUUAUGGCCCGUUUGCACGUCCAGGAAGCUAGUUUGCACCAAAGAAGCAGCAACUAGAAUGCAAGAAAUUGCGAGAAUUAUUGGUACCCCAGCAGAGAAACGCAGGACGGCAUUGCUCUUGGGUCUCGAUGGCACUUCUGAAAUGACUAAUAAGCAAAUCCUGGAAGAGUUUAAAACGCUUACAGAAUACAAAAUACCUGCAGAUUGGCGUUUACCAGUCGAAGUGGUUGAUGUGGAUUUCACAGCCCUCAAGUCAACUCUUCCCCCUAGUGUUGAGAAGGUAUCUGAAGCUCUGUCUGACAUGAAUCGGUCAGUAUUCCUUUAUGGAUGGGCGAGUGGCUUCACAACUCUCAGCAGUAAUCGUGCUGUGGCAAAGGAGAUCGAAUCUAUCAUCGAAGAAAAUCGAAUGUCUGAUGAAGUGGGACCUGACAUUUGGCCAUGUUCUUUGCGGUCACUUGUUGGGAAAGAGAAAGAAAGAAGGGGAGCGCAGGACAUGCUUCCAGUCGGUAAGUAG
Messenger RNA from Lachnellula hyalina, 1578 nucleotides. RefSeq names its product UPF0415-like protein (gene CG025). The transcript has 2 exons. Bases 1 to 1578 code for a protein of 525 amino acids. The record is from RefSeq and is a predicted model, not a curated record. NCBI's taxonomy places the organism in Eukaryota, Fungi, Ascomycota, Leotiomycetes, Helotiales, Lachnaceae.